Messenger RNA from Phytophthora sojae, 1709 nucleotides. RefSeq lists its product as hypothetical. Bases 12 to 1709 code for a protein of 565 amino acids. Lineage: Eukaryota; Oomycota; Peronosporomycetes; Peronosporales; Peronosporaceae. Gene Ontology annotation, biological process: protein phosphorylation. Gene Ontology annotation, molecular function: ATP binding; phosphatidylinositol binding; protein serine/threonine kinase activity. The record is from RefSeq and is a predicted model, not a curated record. The transcript is spliced from 2 exons.
CCGGGGCGACGAUGGCGACGCUGAGCGUGCUGGUCACGGGCUUCGGCGUGGUGCGCGACGGCGCGCAGCCGGACUGCGCGGUGUUCCUAGGCACGGUGCAGCAGGGCGGCGGCGCCUCGUGGACCGUGUACCGGCCGUUCGAGGCCUUCCAGCGGUUGGGGCAGCAGCUCUCGCUCAUCUUCGGUCAGGCCGUGCCCGCCUGCCCGCCGCGCAUGUUCGACGUGCGCUUCCCGGACUCGCUGGAGAAGGCGCGCGUGGACCUGAGCAUGUGGAUGAUGCAGCUGCUGCAGCACCCGCCCAUCUACCAGUCGCACGUGUUCGUGGACUUCGUGAGCGCCGACGCCAACGUGGCGCCCCCGGGGCUGCAGGGCGCCGCGCCCGCCAGCAACAUCGGCGACCUCGACAUGGACGAGAUGUUCGACUCCACCACGGACGACGACCCGCGCUCGCACGACGAGCUGCACGACGACGACAUGUUCCAGUUCGACUACAACACGGACAUGUCGGGCGCCGGCCUGGACCAGCAGACGCUGCUGGAGGAGACGCAGCUGCAGCACGCGCAGCAGGUGCAGGAGCAGAAGAAGCGCAGCGAGAAGGUGACGCUCGAGGACUUUGUCAUGAUCAAGGUCAUCGGCAAGGGCAGCUUCGGCAAGGUGCUGCUGGUGCGCAAGCGCGACACGGGCCUCAUCUACGCCAUGAAGGUGCUGCGUAAGGAGAACAUCAUCAAGCGCAACCAGGUGGAGCACACGCGCACGGAGCGCCACGUGCUCGGCUACGUGCGCCACCCGUUCAUCGUGGGGCUCAACUACGCCUUCCAGACGUCCGAGAAGCUCUACUUUGUGCUCGACUACUGCGCCGGAGGAGAGCUCUUUUUCCACCUCGGCAAGGUGCAGCGCUUCCCCGAGCACCGCGCGCGCUUCUACGCGGCGGAGAUCACGCUCGCCAUCGAGUACGUGCACAACCUGGAUGUGAUCUACCGCGAUUUGAAACCUGAGAACGUGCUGCUCGACGAGAACGGACACAUCCGCCUGACAGACUUUGGCCUCUCGAAGGAGGGCAUCCAGGAUGACUUCUCGGGCGCCAACUCGUUCUGCGGCACGCCCGAGUACCUGGCGCCGGAGAUUUUGAACCGAUCGGGCCACGGCCGAGCAGUGGACUGGUGGUCGCUGGGCGCGCUUCUGUACGAGAUGCUCACGGGCUUGCCGCCGUUCUACUGCCGCGACCGCGACCGUCUUUUCGAGAAGAUCCGCAAGGGCGACCUGAGUUUCCCCAAGUAUCUGUCGCCGAACGCCAAGGACCUGCUCAAGAGGCUGCUGGAGCGAGACCCGACGCGCCGUCUGGGAACGGGACCCACCGACGCAGGUGAGAUCAAGAACCACCCAUUUUUCGCAGAGAUCAAGUGGGACGCGCUUGCGGGCGGUCAGCUGCCGCCUCCAUGGCGCCCGACGUUCUCGGGGGCGCUUGACACGUCCCAGUUUGACCGCGAGUUCACGGACAUGCCCGUGGUGAGCCCCGACAACAAUGUGCGCGGCAUGGCGAUGGCUAUGGGUCGACGACCCGCGAACGGAAACGCGUACGGCAGCAGUCUCACGGGCAAUGAUCCGUUCAAGGGCUUCACAUACACGGAGGACUCCUAUCUGCAAGACGGUCUCCCCGGCCGUAGCCCUGCCACGCGGGGAGGCGGCCGUGUCCGCCACCACAACAUGUAA